This is a messenger RNA of Penicillium pulvis, 1983 nucleotides long. RefSeq names its product Zn(II)2Cys6 transcription factor. The transcript is spliced from 6 exons. The record is from RefSeq and is a predicted model, not a curated record. Bases 1 to 1983 code for a protein of 660 amino acids. Gene Ontology annotation, molecular function: carboxy-lyase activity; zinc ion binding; DNA binding. Gene Ontology annotation, biological process: regulation of DNA-templated transcription; DNA-templated transcription. NCBI's taxonomy places the organism in Eukaryota, Fungi, Ascomycota, Eurotiomycetes, Eurotiales, Aspergillaceae.
AUGGAUUCCAAUAACCACUCUAGUCCAUACCCAUACGACACAGCACGUGUGAGUGAACUGCUUAAACGCAAACGUCGUGUUCGUGGGAUCAAAUCCUGUUUUCCUUGCCGACAUAGGAAAGUAAAAUGCAGCGGUGACCUACCCUGCGAGAGUUGUGUCUCAAGGGGGCAUCCUGAACUUUGUUGCGUGCCUAGUGAAUCAGGUGACAAUGCACGCGCGGCACCUGUUCGUUCUAGUCAUGUUGGAUCGAGGGAGAGUCGUUCUGUGACAGGGGGCUCAGGCAGGGAUGAGGAUGGAGACAGGCUACUGAGAGAGCAUAGCAGGAAUGCUGUACCAGGACUCAAUCCUUUUGAACAUGAAAAUGAGUCUACUCUAGACCAUACAGUUGGCAUUGAUCUGAUGAUCAAACGUUUAGAAAGUAUAGAAGACCAAAUUUCUUCUCUGAAAGCCGAUCUUCAAAAAACUCGCGCAAGCUCCAUGACAAAGGCCAAUCAUAAUUCAAACGACAGUCAAUCGUCAGAUCUACGGCUGAACCCGCACUUGAACAGAAAUCUAGUUCCUAGGUCGCCAGGAAAGAAUUUCGUCGAAGAUGCCACAGGGGCGACCAUCUUCCUAGGCAGCCACUCUGAUCCACCAGCAGCAUUGGGAUGCCGAAACGCACCUGGUGAUGGAAUCCUCUCUGCUGACUUAUUCUUGGAUCAUAUUGCGCCCCGGGCGUAUCCAUUUACGAGUAUGUGGGGACCGGAUGCCGGCGCUGCGGAUAUUUGUUGGACUUUGCCUGACGACUCUGAUAUUGUUCGGUAUUGUCAAAUCUAUCAAACGACAGUCUACCCCUUCUACUCGGCCCUAGUAACACUCGAGCAAUUCAAUUCCUCGCUCUGGAAAUUUCUUGACUACCGAGCAGACCUUCAACAGAGCAAUCAGUUAUCAAAGCUAGACAAUACAGAUACCUCAUGGCUUGCACUACUGUUCGCCGUCCUAGCGUGUGGAGUUCAAUUCUCAGAUGACCCGAUUAAAAAAAGAGACCUGCAGUCCAAGGUCUUCAUUUGUUCAGCUUUCCAGUGUCUUCGAAUUUCAAACUUUUUCAAUAAUACCAACAUAGAUCAGAUCCAGGCUAUGGCAUUGAUAGGUCACUGUAUCCGCAACAACUUGGACACAAAUAGCGCUUGGAUUCUAUUAGGUGCAACAUUGCGUCUCGCGCAGAGUAUUGGACUCCACGAAGAAACCAUCCAAGCAGACUCAUCGACUGCAACCCAACAAUUCCAAAGAAAACGACUCUGGUGGGUACUCCUGUGGCAAGACACGUUCCUCUCCUUCACCUAUGACAGACCCCCAAAUACAAUAAGGUCAAGCGAAACUAUCCCCUACGACGCUUCAAGCAAUGAACGGGGCAAUCACUCAUUCGCCGACUGCGUCAUGACACUAUGUCAAAUCAUGCUCGGGCGGUCACGGAAAGACGAAGACAGCGAAUCAAUAUCGGCGAUAAUGGGCUACAAGCACCGCGUAGAGACAAUCCUAGACGAUGACUUCGCUGCACCUUUCCUGCGCAACAAGGCCCGCUGUCGUACCCCCCAGCAGCAUCUUGAGCGACUGGCAUUCCGGAUUCACUCUUCAUAUGUUCUUAUGAGACUCCUUCGAUUAGCACUGGAUGCUUCAAGUCCUGAACCGAACAUGGAUAAUGCAGUUUUAAAGAGGGAGUGUGCAAUGCGUGCCUCAGAUGCGGUUCAAGCUUUCCUGGAGGUUCAUCAGCUCGCACCAACGGUUUGUCGGUCGUGGGCAUUUGUCCACAACGCCGUGAGUUGUGCUUUUACGUUGCAGAGUCUUAGGAUGUUUGCUUUGGACUCGGAACUGCUUAUUACGAAGUUUGUUGGUAUCUUGGAGAGUGAGGAGAGUCUGUCUUCGUGGGUGGAUAGCGAUACUAAUGUCAGGUAUUACGGGCCUUAUUCGAGGGCUUUGAGGGCUUUGAAGGAAUUUGUUAGCUAA